AUAUUACUGUCACAAUCUCUCUAUUCUUUUCUCCUUCAAAAUUUCGAGAUUAAAUUCGACCAAAGUCCACUGUAGAUUUCAGUUUGGCGGCCGAAAUCAUACUCUUCUUCCCACUUCUCGGAUUUAUGAACCAAGCCAGUUUUUGCUUUAGCUUUCGCAGCUAAGCAGACGACCAUAAAUUUAUACAAUCUCUGCUCUAUUUACAGCCACUCUCUUCACUAUGGUGUCAGAGGGAUCUGAAUCAAAGGAUAAAACAACGAGCAAUAAGCUUUUGGAUGGUUUGAAGUACAAUGUUGAGGUGGCAGAAAGUGUUGCUAAUGAGGCGCAGCGUUUGCCAAUAUUGGAGGCAACACCAUUAUAUGAGCAACUGCUGACGGUGUAUCCCACUGCUGCUAAAUAUUGGAAGCAAUACGUGGAGGCACACAUGGUUGUAAAUAAUGACGAUGCUACAAGACAGAUAUUUAGCCGGUGCUUAUUGAACUGUCUACACAUCCCUCUUUGGCGUUGCUACAUCCGAUUCAUUAAGAAGGUGAAUGAAAGGAAAGGAAUGGAAGGCCAGGAGGAAACCAGAAAAGCUUUUGAUUUUAUGCUUAGCUAUCUUGGUGUUGACAUAUCAUCUGGCCCUGUGUGGAUGGAAUACAUUGCCUUCUUAAAGUCACUUCCGGCUCUAAGCUCGCAGGAGUCACAACGUAUGACUGCAGUGCGGAAGGUCUACCAGAAAGCUAUUAUCACUCCUACCCAUCACAUUGAGCAACUGUGGCGGGACUAUGAAAAUUUUGAGAAUUCUGUCAGCCGUCAACUGGCCAAGGGACUAGUGUCUGAAUAUCAACCAAAAUUUAAUAGUGCUCGAGCUGUCUACAGAGAGAGGAAGAAAUACGUCGAUGAGAUUGAUUGCAACAUGCUUGCUGUACCACCGACUGGCUCCCCAAAGGAAGAGCUGCAAUGGAUGUCAUGGAGGAGGUUAAUAGCGUUUGAGAAAGGAAAUCCUCAGAGGAUAGACAGUGCAUCAUCCAACAAACGGAUUAUAUUCACAUACGAACAGUGUCUUAUGUACCUGUACCAUUAUCCUGAUGUAUGGUACGACUAUGCUAUGUGGCAUGCAAAUAAUGGAUCAACAGAUGCUGCAAUUAAAGUAUUUCAGCGAGCUUUAAAGGCUCUUCCUAACUCAGAUAUGCUAAAAUAUGCUUACGCCGAGCUAGAAGAAUCUCGUGGAUCACUUCAGUCUGCAAAGAAAAUAUAUGAAAGCCUUUUGAGCGAUGGUGUUAAUGCGACUGCACUAGCUCAUAUUCAAUUUAUCCGUUUUCUUAGAAGAAACGAAGGAGUUGAGGCUGCUCGCAAGCACUUCUUGGAUGCUCGCAAAUCCCCAAAUUGCACGUAUCAUGUUUAUGUUGCUUAUGCCAUGAUGGCCUUUUGUCUCGACAAGGAUCCCAAGAUUGCACAUAAUGUUUUUGAAGAUGGAAUGAAGCGGUUUAUGAAUGAAUCCACGUAUAUUCUUGAAUAUGCAGAUUUCCUUGCUCGCUUGAAUGAUGACAGAAAUAUUCGGGCUUUAUUUGAACGUGCUUUAAGUACCUUACCUCUAGAGGAGUCUGCUGAGGUUUGGAAACGGUUCAUCCAUUUUGAGCAAACUUAUGGAGACCUGGCUAGCAUGCUGAAGGUUGAAAAAAGAAGAAAAGAAGCUCUUUCUCAAAUGGGUGAAGAUGGAGCAUCAACAUUGGAAAGUUCAUUGCAAGAUGUUGUGUCCCGGUAUAGUUUUAUGGAUCUCUGGCCUUGCACAUCUAGUGAUCUGGAUAAUUUGACCAGACAAGAGUGGCUCGCUAAGAACAUAAAUAAGAACUCAGAAAAAUCUGGUCUGCCUAGUGGAACUGGCUUUUUAGAUACCAGUUCUGCUGGUUUUAUGAGCCAUUCAAUUCCAUCUACAAAUGUUGUUUAUCCUGAUACCUCUCAGAUGGUGAUUUAUGACCCCAGCCAAAAAUUAGGAAUUCUUCCAACUGCAACAGCUUCAGGACUUCCUGCUAAUCCUUCAAAUCCAGUUUCUGUUGCGAGUGGAGGACCGACUAAUGUAUUUGAUGAAAUAUUAAAAGCAACACCAGCUGCAUUAAUAGCAUUCCUUGCAAACUUACCUGCUGUUGAUGGUCCGACCCCAGACGUUGAUAUUGUACUAUCAGUUUGUCUUGAGAGUGACAUACCUACAGUUCCAUUGGUCAAAUCAGGGGCAACACCAGCACAAGUUUCGGGUGGUCCCGUUCCUACCACUAGUGACCUUUCUGGUUCAAGCAAGUCUCAUGCAUUUUCAAAUUCCUCCCUAAAGCAUACUAGAGACAAGCAAUCGGGAAAGAGAAAAGAUUACGACAGACAAGAGGAUAAUGAAAGCACAACAGUCCAAAGUCAGCCAUUGCCUAAAGAUUUUUUCAGGAUACGACAAAUCCAGAAAGCGCGAGGAGCUACUUCUUCCCAAACAGGUUCUGUUUCCUAUGGAAGUGCUAUUUCUGGAGAUCUAUCUGGUAGCACUGGUUGAGUUCAGUAUGCUUUUCUUUCUCUAAUUUUUUGUCGAAGUCUAUUCUUUACCAUUUAAGUUGAUAAUAGAGAUACUCUCAUUUUCCUCAAAGUUUAUCUUUUAAAGAAAGCUAGAACAAGAUCAUUUUGCUUCAGAAUCUUAUGCUUGCUACAUUCAUAGCUUACGUAUUUAUUUUCUCCUAACAAAGGCCUUUGUUUAUAAUGAUGAAUGUACAUUAUUUUGGCUGAUUUGAGAGGUCAAGUUUAAUGCUAUUUCAUAGAUUUUGUUUCUUUAGUAAAGGUCAUGUAAUCAGAUCUUACUGGUAAGGGUAACUAUGGGACCUCCAAAUAUGAGAGGAAGAAGGGCAAAAAGGGAAUUGUAGAAGCUGAAAGGAACUCCAUUGGAGGCGGCGGAGGCACGUUGUGGAGCAGCGUAAGGAGGGAGGACCAAUGAAAGGGGUUAUUUGUAGGGUUUUGGGAAGGAGGAAACAGGGAAGAUUAUGUGAGAAUGAGAACUUUUGGGAGUGACGGUCUCUAAUUGCCGAGUAUCUUUUCAUUUGUUUGUUGCUUGUUCUUCUUAUUACCGUGUAUCAUGAGCUGGAGACUCUUGUUUGGAUGUUGAUAUUGUCUGUUAUUAAUUGUAUAUCUCAAGAAAGUUUGAAUACUGAUUUUUGGACAUUGGGUGGUAUCUUGCUUGGGAGUGUUUGUGUU
Molecule: messenger RNA, 3204 nt
Organism: Benincasa hispida (wax gourd)
Lineage: Eukaryota; Viridiplantae; Streptophyta; Magnoliopsida; Cucurbitales; Cucurbitaceae
Gene: CSTF77
Product: Tetratricopeptide repeat (TPR)-like superfamily protein
Biological process (GO): mRNA 3'-end processing
Cellular component (GO): nucleus
Molecular function (GO): mRNA binding; protein binding
Source: RefSeq, a predicted model, not a curated record